AUGCAUGUGCGCACAUCAUACCUUCGCAUCGGCACCGGCAACGGCAACCGGCUCUAUACCUAUACUGCGCAAAAGCUUUCAGCAUCAGACACCAAGAGAGAUCAGGAAGGUGAACAUCCGUCGUCCAAUUCCUCAAAAGCCGAAAAUAACAAACAACAAUCAAAGUCGAAAAUGACCCAGAGCGUCGCCCAGGCUGAUGCAGAGCUUCGUGAGCGCCUUGAGCAAAUGUCUGGUGAAGGUGGAGCUGCUGGGAUCGAAUACGAAGAUGGCAAGCCAAGUGCCAUGAAGCGCAGUGUGCGAAACAACAUGUUCCGAUAUAUCUGA
Aspergillus clavatus NRRL 1 is the source of this 324-nucleotide messenger RNA. RefSeq lists its product as uncharacterized. Lineage: Eukaryota; Fungi; Ascomycota; Eurotiomycetes; Eurotiales; Aspergillaceae. The record is from RefSeq and is a predicted model, not a curated record. The coding region runs from base 1 to 324 and encodes 107 amino acids. The transcript has 2 exons.